Macadamia integrifolia is the source of this 1869-nucleotide messenger RNA. RefSeq names its product phosphatidylinositol/phosphatidylcholine transfer protein SFH1-like. Lineage: Eukaryota; Viridiplantae; Streptophyta; Magnoliopsida; Proteales; Proteaceae. Bases 554 to 1591 code for a protein of 345 amino acids. The transcript has 11 exons. The record is from RefSeq and is a predicted model, not a curated record.
UUGCAUGCCAAAGAAUAUAAAUACAGCUCCUCCAGUGGUCCCCACUCUCCCCCUUAUUUUUGCCUCAGCAUUACUGCGCGUCCGAUAUCUCCGUCGGCGCGUCAGAUUUGCGCGUCUGGCUAACACCGGCCCCGAUCCCUCCACCCACCCUCUCUCUCUCUCUCUCUAGAAUUUCUCUCUCACUAACGUGUGAGAUCUUAGCAGUUCACACAUGCCUUCUGUGAUUAUGUACGGACAAAGAUGCCAUUUUGGUACAGAACCUUUAAUUUUUUUUUCCUUUUUCUCUAAAUUUUGGCAAUAUUUCCUCAGAUAAAAAGACGAGAGGUGUUAGAACUUCAAUUUCAGAGAGGAAAGCUCCAUCUAUAGCUCUUUCUCUCUCACACUCUCAUUCUCUCAUUCUCUCAUUCUCUCAUUCCAGCUUAUUGUAUCUUCUUUCUUUCUUUUCUCUUUCUGGUUUCUUCUUUGUUCAGUAAAGAAGAAAAAAGAGAACUAUUUUUUGCUGCAACUUAUAAUUUAGAAAUUUGUAGAGAGGGGAAGAAAAAGGGGGGAGAAAAUGGGAGUCGUUUCUCAGGAUGCGAUCAAGCAGUUCCAAGCUUUAAUAGAUCAAGUCGAAGAGCCAUUAAAGAAGACCUUUCAGAAUAUGCAUCAAGGGUAUCCAACAGAAUCCUUGGUGCGGUUUCUCAAGGCAAGGGAAUGGAAUGUUUCCAAAGCGCAUAAAAUGUUGGUGGAUUGUUUAAACUGGAGAAUACAAAAUGAGAUAGACAAUAUAUUAUCGAAACCCAUAGCUCCUGUGGACUUUUAUAGGGCUUUGCGUGACUCACAGCUCAUAGGAAUGUCAGGUUAUUCAAAGGAGGGCCUCCCUAUUUUGGCUAUUGGUGUUGGGCUCAGCACAUUUGACAAGGCAUCUGUUCAUUACUAUGUUCAGUCGCACAUCCAAUUUAAUGAAUAUCGGGACCGAGUAAUUUUGCCUUCGGCAACAAAGAAAUAUGGGCGGCAUAUUGGCACCUGUGUGAAGGUUUUGGAUAUGACUGGUCUAAAGCUUUCAGCACUGAGCCAAAUUAAGCUAUUGACUGUUAUAUCUACUAUUGAUGAUCUUAACUAUCCUGAGAAGACGGAUACGUACUACAUUGUGAACGCGCCAUACAUAUUUUCAGCUUGUUGGAAGGUAGUAAAGCCACUAUUGCAAGAGAGGACAAGGAGGAAAAUUCAGGUGCUGCAGGGUUGUGGGAGAGAUGAGUUGCUGAAGAUAAUGGACUAUGCAUCCCUUCCACAUUUCUGUGUAAGAGAAGGAUCGGGUUCAUCCCGGCAUUCAACAAAUGGAACCGAUGAUUGCUUCUCAUUGGACCAUCCAUUUCAUCAAGAGCUCUAUAACUACAUCAAGCAGCAAUCCUUGAGCCAUGCACCUGUUGCGCCCAUCAAGCAAUGUUCUUUCCAUGUAGAUGUGCCUGAUCCAGACCCAAAAGGCACAAAGAUCGCUCUGACCUUAGAAUCCGAGUUCCAAAAGCUUGGGGAUCAGAAUGGGCUCUCUCAUUCACUGGAUGACCUGAAAAUCAAUGGUGAUUCAGAUGGGAGGAAGAAAUGGUAUCAGUAACUUGCAAUAUCAAAACUUGGCAAUUGGUAGCUCUCAAUCAUGUUGUGACAGCUCUAACAUGAGGGCCAUGGGAGGCGUUUUGUAGCUCCUGCCAGAUUGUGAGUGUCCAUGUAUGAAAUGUAAUGGUAACUGCUUGCAUUAACUCAAUGCAGGCUUUUGUAGGAAAGCUAAUUGAUUUAUGUAACUUGACAUGUUACCAUUAGGGCGGGCCAAUUUGAAACUGUCAUAAUAUGAAAUGGAAAUGAAAGAAAGAGCAGUAUAAACCUCGUUCAGUAAAA